AUCUCAAGCGCACAAGUUAAACAACACCUUUUACUAAAAACCAACCAUGGCUAUUUCCGACAAGACCUCGAACAACAACGCCGCCCAGCAGGAGUUCUCGAAGUUGCAAGAAAUGAUGCAGAACGGUGCCAAUGAAGCAACGAACUACCUUGAUUCCCUCAAGUCCAAGCUCACCGACUACGACAGCUCGCACAAAUCGUCGAAGGAGACAGCCUCAUCCUAUUUCGAGAGCGUCAUGGACCGGGCUAGAAAGUCAGUGGAUGACUUCAAGCAAAAAGCCGAAGAAGUUCGCAGACAAGGGAACAACGCAUCGGACUAUGCUGUCGAUGCCGCCAAGCGCUCCAUGGAGCAGGCGAACUCGUCACUUGAUGACCUGGGCAGCUCCGCUCGUGAUUACGACCAGCGCGCGCGCGACCACAUCAGCUCAGGCGCGGACACUGCCAAGGACAAGGGCUCCAGUACCCUGUCAUCCAUGCAGGACUCCAUCUCGUCGCUCUUUUAUUCCACCCGCGAGUCGACGUUCCAUGGCUUUGAGUCAUUGCAGGACCAGUUCGGAGCUACGAAGAAGGCGAUGGGAGAGCGAGCGUCCGCCGCAGCCGAUGGUAUCUCCAACAAAGCGUCCGAAGCUUCGAGCAAGAUGAACCCGGAGGAGCCGUCGUUGAUGGAGCGAGCGACGGGGGCCGUGUCGUCGGGGGUGAACUACGUGACGAGUGCGAUCACCGGCGAUGAUAAAUCGGGGCACUAACAGAUCGAAGGUGAGAAGGACAGACGAACGCGAUCUAGUGGGGUUCAAAGUCAUUCAUAUUAGCCUGCGUAACACGAAUCUAUUGAGUCUUUAGCUUCACUU
Messenger RNA from Phytophthora infestans T30-4, 847 nucleotides. RefSeq lists its product as uncharacterized. Bases 47 to 745 code for a protein of 232 amino acids. The record is from RefSeq and is a predicted model, not a curated record. The transcript has a single exon. NCBI's taxonomy places the organism in Eukaryota, Oomycota, Peronosporomycetes, Peronosporales, Peronosporaceae.